Carya illinoinensis is the source of this 4305-nucleotide messenger RNA. RefSeq names its product disease resistance protein LAZ5-like. Bases 19 to 3498 code for a protein of 1159 amino acids. Gene Ontology annotation, biological process: signal transduction; defense response. The transcript is spliced from 5 exons. Lineage: Eukaryota; Viridiplantae; Streptophyta; Magnoliopsida; Fagales; Juglandaceae. Gene Ontology annotation, molecular function: ADP binding. The record is from RefSeq and is a predicted model, not a curated record.
UCUAGACGUACUGAGAGCAUGAAUAUUUCUAAUUCCAUUGCCUUUCAAUUAGGUGCUUCUUCUUCUUCUUCAUUCUCUUCAUCUCCUUCCAUCCCUCCAUGGAAUCAUGAUGUAUUCUUGAGCUUUAGAGGUGAAGAUGUUCGCCAUAAUUUUAUUUCCCAUCUAUACCAUGCUUUGGAUCAAAGGGGAAUCAUUACUUACAUAGAUAACAAUCUUGAAAGAGGGGAGGAGAUUUCACCGGCACUUUUCAGAGUUAUUGAAAAGUCAAGGAUUUCUAUCAUUGUACUCUCUAAAAACUAUGCAGAAUCUAGAUGGUGCUUAGACGAGCUAUUGAAGAUUCUUGACUGCCAAAAAACAAUAAAACAAAUUGUUCUACCAGUUUUUUACGACGUAGAUCCAAUGGAAGUACGGCAUCAAAAUGGGAGUUUUGGAGAAUGCUUUGAUAAACUUGGAGAUAAGCUCAAGGAUGGUGCAAAGAUGCUAAAAUGGAAGGUAGCUUUGAAAAGAGUAGCUGAUUUGUCUGGGUUCCCAUUAGCGAACUUUCGGGAUGAGUCAGAAUUUAUCCAAAAAAUUAUUUGGUGGGUUGACUCAAGAAUAGCAUACCGUACACCUUUAAGUGUUGCUAAGUAUCCAAUUGGAAUAGAGCCUCGUAUACGAGAUCUUUAUCAGCAUUUAAAUAUCGGAAGAAAUGAUAUUAUACAUGCGGUAGGGAUAUUAGGAACUGGUGGAAUUGGUAAGACAACUAUUGCAAAAUAUAUUUAUAAUAUGAUUUCUUCUCAAUUUGAAGGAAGUUGUUUCUUGAAAAAUAUUAGAGAAACAUCAAAACAAAUUGGAGGUCUAGUUCAAUUGCAAAAUACACUUCUUUCCGAGAUCUUAGGAACAAAAUUUGAUAUUAAUGAUGUUGAUAAAGGAGUCAAUGUGAUUUGGCAUAGACUUCGCUCUAAAAGAGUUCUACUAAUUCUUGAUGAUGUGGAUGAGUUGGUCCAACUAGAAAAAUUAGCUGGAGAUCGGGCUUGGUUUGGUUCAGGAAGUAGAAUUCUCAUAACAACAAGAGAUCAACAAUUAUUAAAAGUCUUUGAAGUUGAUUCGGAAUACAGGUUGAAGGUUUUGGAUGACAAUGAAGCUCUUCAGCUCUUUAGCUUGCAUGCUUUCAAGAAAGAAGAACCACUUGACGAUUAUGUGGAACUCUCUAAACAAGCCAUAAACUAUGCACAUGGUCUUCCACUAGCUUUAACAGUGCUAGGUUCGGAUUUAAAAGAUCAAAGUAUACAUCAAUGGAAAAGUGCAUUGGGUAAGUAUAAAAAUAUUCCAAAUGGUAAUAUUCACAAAAUACUCUUAGUGAGUUAUGAAGGUCUGGAUGAUAAUGAGAGGGAAAUGUUCCUUGAUAUUGCAUUUUUCUUCAAAGGAGAACCUUUGGCUAAUGUCAUGAAAAUAUUUGAUAGUUGUGCUUUUUCUCCGGUUCAUGGAAUCAAGAGGCUGAUAGACAAAUGUCUUAUUACCACUGAAGGGAGUAAUGAAUAUGUUUGGAUGCAUGACUUGUUACAAGAUAUGGGACGAGAAAUUGUUCGACUAGAAGCACCCAAAGAUCCUAGCAAACGUAGUAGACUGUGGUUUCAUGAGGAUAUCCGUGAAGUGUUAGAAGAAAGUACGGGGCCAAACAGAAUUGAAGGCAUAGUAGUAGAUUUACCUGAAGGUGAUGACGAGAUAAUCUUGCAUCCGGAAGCAUUUGGACAUAUGAAAAGACUUAGAGUCUUUAUAAAUCGUAAUGCAGGUUUUUCUUGUAAACCCAAUUAUCUCUCCGACAAGCUAAGAGUACUUGAUUGGUCUAAAUAUUCUUUACAAUCUUUGCCACAUAAUUUCCAAGGAAAGAAACUCAUUGUCUUUAGGAUGCAUCAUAGCCUCAUAAAGAAGUUGGGGGAGGGAUUCAAGCCCAAGAAUUUGACAACUAUGGCUUUUUGGAAUUGUAAAUUCUUAAAAAAAAUUCCAGAUCUUUCAAGCGUCUCAAAUUUGAAGGAAUUGAUUGUCGCAUGUUGUACAAAAUUAGUUGAGGUGCAUGAUUCCAUUGGAUCUCUGGAAAAUCUUUCUAACUUGAAUUUUUUUGAAUGCUCUAAACUUCGAAUUCUUCCAAGAAGCCUGAAGUUGAGAUCUUUACGCAAUCUUGUUCUUUGGGAUUGCUCAAGCCUUCAUGAUUUUCCUGAGAUCGAUUGUAAAAUAGAAUCUUUAAGUCAAUUGGUUCUACGUGGCACCGCAAUAGAAGAUCUACCUUUAUCCAUUGGGAACCUCGUUGGACUUCACUAUUUAAAUCUAUCAUACUGCAAAAACCUUAUUUGUCUCCCAAAUAUUGCUUGCAUUCUGUUGAAACAUUUAUGGGAGCUUGAGAUUGGUGGUUGUCCAAAUCUUGUAAAGGAGAUGAGGGAUGAUGGGCUAUCCAUUAUGGCUAUUGAGUCUACAACAAUGCAAGAGGAGAUAUCAUUACGUGAAGAAACACUCCAUGAAUUGGUGCCUCCAACGAAUUCAAGCAAUGAGAGUGCUGCAUUACAAGUGUUGAAUCUUCAAAACUAUUUCCAAUCAAAAUCAAAUUUCUUUCCAAUAUAUACUUUAUUUACCAUGUUUAAUUCCUCGGCUAGUUUGCAUUUGUUAGAUCUAUCGGAGACUAACAUUGUUAGCCUUCCCACGAGCAUCAAAGAAUUCGUUACACUAAGUGAUCUUUUCUUGCGCGGUUGUGAGAAACUUGAAGAAAUACUAGAGCUUCCUCCAAAUAUGAGGUUCAUAAAUGUUGAGGGAUGCAAGUCAUUAGAAAGAUUUACAGAAGUAUCAAAAAUAUUGGAAUUCAAUGGAAGCCACAUCAGAUCGCUAAAAUGGAUUGAAAUGGAUGGUUGCGACAAACUGCAUGUGAAUAUAUGGAAUGAUAAAGUGCAAAACCCUUUAUUGUGGAAGGGACUCUAUGAUCAUGAUGCUACUUUGUUUCCAGAAAAUCAGAUUCCAGAGUGGUUGAGUUAUGUUCAUGACUUUUUAAAAAAUAAUACAAUGGUGAAAGGGCUUGACGAUGAUGUUAGACCAAGGGGAAAAGAAGAGUGGGCAAUAGAUAUUGAGGGGCCGCACUAUUUGGAGGAGAUAAGUGGAAUUGUAUUAUAUUUCGCAAUAUUUUUUGAUGAUGAUUAUUACUGGGAGGAGGGUAUUAUUGGUGGUGUUAAGAUAACCAGUGAUGGCUCAAAUCAUGUAUGCAGUAUUCAAAAAGGGGUGGAAUUGAUUAAUUUGGAUUGGUUUGGAUAUAAUAUAUGGGUGGGGUACUCCAAUUUACAAUCUUUUGAGCUAAAUGUUUUGGACAACUUGCGAAUUCAAUUUUAUCUCCAUCAUCCUCAUAGGGGGUCAGUGCCAUUUUAUACAACUUGCAGAGCCAAAGUGGUAUAUAAGAAUGAAAGGAGAUCAAAUAAAAAAAGAAAAAUGGAUGAAGCCGAUGAUGCUGGACAAGGUACUUAUAAACAGCAAUUCAAUUAAUGAUAAUCCAAGUAAGUCACCCCUGUUCAUACUAUACUAUGUGGUUUGGUUGGGAUAUCUUUUACGUGUGUUCUUUUGAUUUUCAAGUAAUUUUUCCCUUUAAUUUUUGUUCUUUCUCUUUGCAUAUUAUAUCUUUUUCCCCCUUUCUUUCUGAAUACCAAAAAACAAAAGGUGCUUGGGUUGAAAGACCCAAUAAAACGGCACCGUAUCAGGCAUUGGUGGACAGCUGUGGAAUUUCAAUAAAAACGAACGUUUUGAUGAAACAAAGUCUAUCGUUUUUGUAGAGUCAUGCUGAGUCUGUCGUUUGGUGUAGUUUUAGCGUCAGUGUUGCUGCGCACCGUUUUAUUAAAGUGUUUUCUGUGUUGGGUCUAUGGUCAGUGAUUUACUUUGGCAUUGCUACAGAUCAGUUUAUGGUUUCUACCCAGUCUGGUACAAGGGUGUACGUCGACUUAAGGAGGAGAGUGAGGUGCAGGAAAGAUCAUUCUGGAAUUUUGUUAAGUUAGAGAAUUGUAUGGAGGUUGGGAAACCUUCGACGCUUUCCCUUAUCUAAUAUACGUAUGGCCCUCUGAGGCAUUUCCACAAACAGCUUCCAUCCAUUCCCUAUUCCAUUCCUGCAACAUCACAGCCACUAUUACAUUCAUUCCCAAUUACAUUCAGUCAUCACAACACCAUCACAACAGGGUUCUAACAUUGCAUCCCUGUGCCGUUUUACAAUUUGAAUCACAGUGUAUCAGAAGGAUUCCCAAUUUAUCUGUACUGAUUUUUUUUUUUUUUUGAUGAAUAAUCUGUACUGAAUUCCUACACACA